AUUCUGAGGCAUGGAUAUCUUUUGUGCUGUAGCCCUAUAAAUGUGCAACGAAUUGAAAACAGCAUUAAGCAUUUGUGUCAUGCUGACCCCAAGAAAGUUGCUCACCUCACUCCGCGUAUAUUAACCUUGCCUCCUCAGCAACUGUGCGAGAUAAGCAACCUGCUUGUGGAGGCUGGGGUAACAGAGACAGCAGUUCUGCAGACACCUCAGAUAUUUUCUCUGCAACCUCGUACGGUGAAAGAGCGCAUUCAAGAGAUUCAGCUCACCCCUGAAUUUUCCGGAAUCAACUCACAUCCCCGAAUGCUGCGACUGAUACAUUACAACACAAAGGCAAGGAGAAGACUGGACGUGUUACGACAAAUAAAAGACACCAGGGCAGUGCCAAGUUUAAAUGUCAUCACAGGUGAUCAAGACAGGUUCAAUAAGUACAUUGCUAUUGGUUACUUGAGAGUGAAUAGGAAAGAUAUUGUAACUUACCUGGCAAAACAUUUUAAAGUGAAGAGUAGUGUGAUACGGAAGAAUCUUCGCCUGCCAAGUCAUAAGCAACAGGUGUCAGUUGUAUCUGUUAAAAGUAAUGUAACGUAUUUGUCUCACCUUGGAUUUCUAGCAGAGCAGAUGUUAUCAAGUUUGGAAGUUCUGUUGUAUCCACCUGAUAUUGUUGUACAGCAAGUUCAGGAUUUGAUGCAAAGACUAGACUCGUAUGAAGUCCAUAAUAUAGUAUCCCUACCACAUGCUCUGCAGUUGUUAUUGUAUUAUUUAGACAAAGAAAUGCCAUAUUGAAUUUGU
This is a messenger RNA of Macrobrachium nipponense, 786 nucleotides long. RefSeq names its product transcription termination factor 5, mitochondrial-like (gene mTerf5). Gene Ontology annotation, biological process: regulation of DNA-templated transcription; termination of mitochondrial transcription. Gene Ontology annotation, molecular function: double-stranded DNA binding. The record is from RefSeq and is a predicted model, not a curated record. Gene Ontology annotation, cellular component: mitochondrial matrix. Lineage: Eukaryota; Metazoa; Arthropoda; Malacostraca; Decapoda; Palaemonidae.